AUGGCGGGCGAUAAUUUGAAGUCGUGGGUUUCCGACAAACUGAUGGUUGUGCUUGGCUAUUCGCAACCUGCUGUCAUUGAGUAUCUCAUUGCAAUGGCUAAGAGUUCAAGAUCACCUUCUGAGCUAGUGCCCCGGUUGGUGGAUUACGGGUUUUCAUCCAUUGAUGCUCUUUCAUUUGCAGAAGCCAUAUGUGCUAAAGCGGUUGCUGUAAAUAUUUACCAGCAAGAGGAAACAGAGGCAGCAAGGUUAGCUAAAAAGCAUAAAACAGAUGUUGGUGAAGUCUCUGUGGAGACGAAAUCUUGUGAUUCUAGAAAGCCUGACAAAGGAAACAAAAAGUACAGAAAGAAAAGUUUGAAAUCAGAAGAUGAAGAUGACAAGAUGGAUGUUCAAGAAGACGAUAGGCGUGUCAUGGGAGAGUUAUCCCAGGAGGCAGACUCAGAGGUAUGUCUGAUGGCUUGCAUAGUGUUCUGGGUCACGGAGAAUCUAACAACUAUAUAUCUCUCUUCAGAAGAGGAUAGAUUACAAGACCAGAGGGAGAGAGAGGAACUGGAGCAUCAUAUCAGAGAAUAUGAUACUACACGGACACGAAAGUUAUCAGAACCCAGCAUAGCUAAACAAGAGAAAGGAGAGGCUGUUCGAAGAGCCAAUGCUCUGGAAAGGAGUGACAUUGCAUCUUUAAGAAUAGCCUCGAGACAAGAGUAUUUGAAGAAAAGGGAAAAGCAAAAGCUGGAAGAACUGAAGGAUGAGAUAGCAGAUGAGCAAUAUCUUUUCGGAAGUGAAAAGCUCACCGAGAUAGAAAGUAACGAAUUCAGAUACAAGAAAGAGCUCUACGAUCUUGUGAUCAAAAGAACACAUGAAGACGCUAAUACUGAUGAGUAUAUUAUGCCAGAUGCUUAUGAUCAAGAUGGAGGCGUUGAUCAGGAGAAGAGAUUUUCUGUUGUUGUAGAUCCAAAGAAGGACGUGGAUUCAAUCCAAAAAAUGAACCCUUUUGCCGAGCAAGAAGCUUGGGAGGAUCAUCAGAUUGGAAAAGCAACACUAAGUUUUGGCGCAAAGAACAAACAAGCGUCCGAUGAUUAUAAGUUUGUACUUGAGGAUCAAAUAGACUUCAUAAAGGCAUCUGUGUUGGCUGGUGAAAAUUAUGAAGAUGAGAUGCUUCCAGUAACAGGUCAAUCUUUUUCGAGAAAAUCAUCUUUCGAGAUGCUGAUGAAAGAAAAACGCUGCCAAUUUGUUCAUUUCGUGAUCAACUGCUUAAGGCUAUUGAAGAUCAUCAGGAAAGACUACACAAAUACCACAAUAUCUCAUGAAGCUGGUUACACGAAGCACGGGAAGGUUGGCUGUACGCAGCCUCGAAGAAUUGCAACUAUGAGUGUAGCUGCACGCGUUGCUCAGGAGAUGGGUGUCAAAUUAGGACACGACGUUGGCUAUUCUGUUCGAUUCGAGGAUUGCACUUCAGAGAAAACCGUCCUCAAGUAUAUGACUGAUGGAAUGUUGUUGCGUGAGCUACUUGGGGAACCAGAUUUGGCGAGUUACAGUGUCAUUAUUGUGGAUGAGGCGCAUGAAAGAACUCUGUCAACCGACAUACUAUUUGGAUUAGUGAAGGAUAUGGCACGGCUUCGACCAGAACUGAAGUUAUUGAUAUCCAGUGCAACAAUGGAUGCAGAGAAAUUUUCUAAUUAUUUUGACGCUGCCCCAAUCUUUAUUUUCCCAGGAAGAAGGUUUCCAGUUGACAUUAGCUUUGUAGCUGCACCUGAAGCUGAUUACUUGGAUGCAGCACUAGUAACUGUUCUUCAGAUACAUGUAAGCGAGCCACUUGGAGAUAUUUUGGUCUUCCUCCCUGGUCAAGAGGAAAUUGAAAAUGUAGAAGAAACUUUGAAGAACAAGAUAAGAGGUUUUGGUACAAAGAUUCGUGAACUCAUUAUAUGCCCAAUCUAUGCGAACCUUCCAAGUGAAAUCCAAGCCAAAGUAUUUGAACCAACACCCGAAGGGGCUCGUAAGGUAGUUCUAGCAACAAAUAUUGCCGAAACAUCACUUACCAUUGAUGGUAUCAAGUACGUUGUAGAUCCAGGAUUUUGUAAGAUCAAAUCGUAUAACCCGAGAAAUGGGAUGGAAUCUUUGCUGGUAACACCUAUCUCCAAGGCUUCGGCAAUGCAGCGAACUGGCCGAGCUGGAAGAACUAGCCCAGGGAAGUGUUUUCGGCUGUACACAGCUUAUAAUUUCCAGAAGGAUAUGGAGGACAAUACGGUACCAGAGAUACAAAGGACAAAUCUUGCAAGUGUUGUACUGGCUUUGAAGAGUCUUGGAAUUGAUGAUCUGUUGAACUUUGAUUUCAUGGACCCUCCCCCUGCUGAAGCACUUGUUAAGGCUUUGGAACUACUCUUUGCUCUCGGUGCUCUAAAUAAAUUAGGUGAACUGACCAAAGUUGGGAGAAAGAUGGCUGAGUUUCCCCUUGAUCCUAUGUUGUCGAAAAUGAUUGUUGCUUCUGAGAAAUACAUGUGCUCUGAUGAGAUAAUCUCUAUUGAUGCUAUGUUGUCUGUGGGAAGUUCUAUCUUCUACCGUCCCAAGGACAAGCAAGUUCAUGCUGACAAUGCGAGGUUGAAUUUUCACGCCGGAAAUGUCGGAGAUCACAUUGCUUUGCUAAAGGUUUAUAAUUCGUGGAAGGAAACAAACUACUCCACUCAGUGGUGCUAUGAGAACUACAUUCAAGUCAGGAGCAUGAAAAGAGCCAGGGAUAUCCGUGACCAGUUAGAGAGGCUUCUCGAGAGAGUGGAAAUAAAAGUCAGCAGUAACUUUCACAACUUGGAUUUAGUAAGGAAGUCCAUCGUAGCAGGUUUUUUCCCUCAUACCGCUAAGCUACAGAAGAAUGGAUCAUAUCGAACUGCAAAACAUCCCUUGACAGUGCAUAUAUAUCCCAGCUCAGGCUUAUCUCAAGUUUUACCCAGGUGGGUUGUAUACCAUGAACUUGUCCUUACCUCUAAGGAAUAUAUGCGACAGGUAACUGAGUUAACACCAAACUGGUUGGUUGAGAUAGCUCCUCACUACUAUCAGCUUAAGGAUGUUGAAGAUGGUGCAUCCAAGAGAUUGCCCAAAGCAACUGGACGAGCUUUGGCUUAG
This is a messenger RNA of Arabis nemorensis, 3111 nucleotides long. NCBI's taxonomy places the organism in Eukaryota, Viridiplantae, Streptophyta, Magnoliopsida, Brassicales, Brassicaceae. The record is from the annotation of a GenBank genome assembly.